AAUAAAUUUCCCCGUUAGUUUCCUGAUUUCUCAUCGAAAAGAAAUAUUGAUUUUUUUUAGUUUCUUUUAAAAAAAUUUGUAGAACCCAUUCAUCUGAGAAACAACGUUAUAGAAAAUCAAAGAAAGUGAUCAUAUAUUAUUUUUGUUUUACAAUUGACAUAUAUUGUUGUAUGUUAUUUUGAAUCGAAAAAAGAAUGGCAAAUUCUUGUUGUGUCAUAAAUUACUGAAAUCGGAAACUGCAAAAUGUACGGGGAUGUGCCGGUGUUCAUGUCGGAAGGAGCGUUGUUCAGGGAUCAACCGUACGCCGGAGAACUUCCUCAGGGACUAUGGACCACCGGUCUUUGUGAUUGUCACGAAGAUUGUCACAUUUGUGUUCAGACAGCUAUAGUUCCAUGCGUCUCCUUCGCUCGGAACACCGAGAUCGUAAACAGAGGAACCAUACCUUGCAUAAACGCAGGUUUGAUUCAUCUAGCGUUAGGGUUUGUGGGUUGUUGCUGGCUUUACGCGUUUCCAAGCAGGUCAAGGCUUAGAGAACAUUUCGCAUUGCCUGAGGAACCAUGCAGUGACUAUUGGGUCCAUAUAUGUUGCACACCGUGUGCUAUUUGCCAAGAGUCUAGAGAACUCAAGAACCAAGGCGCUGAUCCUUCCCUCGGUUGGGUUUCUAAUAUAGAGAAAUGGAGACGAGAUAAAAUAACUCCUCCCAUUGUUGUACCAGGCAUGAACCGCUAAAGUAUUGCCUUGUCUCUUACGUUAUGUAAAUAUUAUGUUAGAUCUUGUUAGCUUCUUGUUUUUUUUUUCUUCUUCUCAGUUUAGCGUAGGAAAAAAACCACAAAUAUAAACGAUUCUGAAACGGUAACGUACACAACGUACUAAAUAAA
Raphanus sativus (radish) is the source of this 878-nucleotide messenger RNA. Its product is annotated as protein PLANT CADMIUM RESISTANCE 12-like. The record is from RefSeq and is a predicted model, not a curated record. The transcript is spliced from 4 exons. The coding region runs from base 244 to 729 and encodes 161 amino acids. Lineage: Eukaryota; Viridiplantae; Streptophyta; Magnoliopsida; Brassicales; Brassicaceae.